CGUUUUGUCUGAGCACCAUCGCUCAAGUAGACUCAUUUUAAGCUGAACGCGCAUAUUGCCUCAUUAUUGAGUUAACUUCUGUCGAGUGAAGUUGGGAAGUGCCGCUACGAUUUCCGAGUUAGUCGCCGUUCAGAACACAAGUGGAAAAAUAUAUUGCAGAGAAGCCUAGCUAUUGGAUUUAGAUAACCGUGAAGAAAAAGGAGUGAAUCAAAAUACAUUGUCAAUUUCUGGAGAAGGAAUUCUUCGGCAGAUAGCGAUUUUCGGAUAGUAAUAGGAAGGUACGGAUGAUCACGAUCAAACGGCAGUUGAACAAUACAAACAGAUUUUAAGAACUGCCAAAGCGAUGAGCUACCAGUGCAUACUGGUGCUCACGCUGUCGCUUCUGGCGACGAGCGUGAGUUUAGCGAAUCCCGCCGCCACCGAGAAGGCCAUUGCCAGCAGCAGUGCCUUACCGAAGGCACAAGAUCCGCUUUUCAACAAAAUGCUGGCCGAAAAGCCAAGCAUCCCGAUGGCGCAGGAUACCCGUUUCAACAAAAUGUUCCCGGAGGUCCACUCUGAGGAAAACGAUAUCGAAGACGAGGCUAAGGAUACGCUCCUGCCGAAGAAACCUGCGGCUGACCUAAACCCAAAGUACGCCCAGCAUGCGGCAGUACUGAAGAAACUGGAUAAGAUGGAGCAACAGAAGCAGCCGAAAGCGGAGUCCACCACCAUGGGAAUAGUGCCUAUCGAGGAUAAGGACAGCAUGGACGAAUCUGAUAGCUACGAGGAUGAAGACUAUCUUCCCGAUGAAGACACCCAAAAUGUGGACGAAGAAAGUAUGCUACCACAGAUCGAAGAUCUUUCAGAUCUACCUCCUGCUCGCCCUUAUGAGAUUCAAACCGAGGUAGAUGAUGUUGAAACCAUUGAAGUAACAAAGGUCGUCACGCCCAAAAAAUAUACUGCGAGCUCUACCUCUACAAGCAAAACCCCUGUCAAAACCAGCUCUGCUGCUCCCGAUGAUGAAUACUACAAUGAUGAUGAUGAGGAUAGCAGUGAUGAGCUAGAGAAUGAAAAAAUCGAUCCUCUAGCAAUCAAUAAAUUGCUCGCCCAGAAUGCUAAGUCCACCGAAGCUGCUCCAGCUGCAUCUUCCACAUCCGCCAACUUAACUAACAAUAAGCCUAAUGCGUCCUCCGCCAAAUCAUCCACGGUCAAACCCACGACCGGGGACAAUGAAAUCCUGGAUGAAAUCGACGAGGAUGAGGAAGACUACAUGUACAAGGAUGAGUAUGACGACGAAGAUGUCGCCGACGAUAAGAUCGACAUCGACGCUGUCAACAAGCUUCUCACCCAAAAGAAACAGAAGCAAAAGGAAAGCACCGUUGCCAAUGGCAAGAAAACUGACAGCAAGAGUGCUAACCAGAACUACGCAGAUUACUAUGAUGAGGACGAUGAAGAUGACGACGAUGACUACAACCUGGAAGAACAGGCCCACGUAUGCCCUCGGGAUUGUAUCUGUGAGCGUAAUAUGCACGCCUAUCUGGUCGCGACUUGCAGCCGCCUAGACAUAGAUACCCAGAAGUUCUCGCCAUCGAUCACCGAUCUCCAGGUACUGGACGUCGGACCAAAAUAUCCGAUCGUGUUGAGCGCAGAGUUCUUCAAGCAAAUCGGACUGUCCCACGUCGUUUCGAUCAAGAUCAGCAAUUGCACGAUUGAAUACAUCAGCCCAACCGCGUUCGCAGGUCUGGACGAUCUGUACUCGGUCAAUUUGACCAGUUCAGGUAUCGACAUGCUUCAUCCGGACACCUUUGCCAAUAAUACCAAACUACGUCUGCUGACCCUUUCCGGAAACGACCUGAGUGCAAUGCAAAGCGUCAACUAUAACACGCCCUACACGGAGUACAUGCUUAAAGCUCCUUCCAUCGAAGAGCUCGAUAUUUCUAAAUGCAACCUCCAGGACCUCUUACCAACGGCUUUCAAUGAGCUCAAAAAUAUCAUCUACAUCAAUUUAGCCGAAAACAAGCUGCGUUCUCUGCCGGAAGGCAUUUUCGACAAGGUCGAAACCAUCGAGGAACUCGACCUGUCCAUGAACAGCAUCGCUGAAUUGCCCAAAACUAUCUUCAACAAAACAUCGCUGGCCAUCCUGCACCUGAAGUACAACCAGAUCAGCAGCAACUUGGACUUUAUCACGGCUGAUCUGCAGAAGUUGGACCUAAGCUACUGCCAAAUCCGCAGCAUUAAUGGUCAAAUGUUCAAGGGCAUGGACGGACUCACCAACCUCAUUCUGAAGGGCAAUCGCAUCAAGAAGAUCCACCAGAUUGCCUUCACCUCGCUGAAGAGCCUGCGUCAAAUCGACCUGUCGCAAAACAACCUGGAGCAAAUUUCGUCGCUCACUUUCAUCGGAAACAAAGACCUGGAUAUCAUCAAGUUGAACGACAACCCACGUUUGAAGCAACUGCCAGCCGAGGGCUUCCAGAGCUCGUACGGAACGUUCAAUGCGUACUUCCUGGAUGUGUCCAACUGUGACAUCUCCGAGCUGGCCGACAACACAUUCAAGACGAUGCCGCAGCUGACUCGCUUGAACCUGGCCUGGAACAACCUGCAGACUGUGGGAUCGGCUGUUUUGAGCCCGCUCGACAAACUGAUGGAACUGGAUCUGAGCAACAACUUGAUCACCGAACUGAGUGACGAGACAUUCCUGCAGAACAGGAACCUGAAUAAACUCAACCUUUCCGGAAACCAAAUAUCACGCAUAUCGGCCAAACUGUUCCUACCUCUUCAAUAUUUGAAUCACCUGGACGUUAGUGAUUGCGAUCUACGCACAGUCUGGGAGACUUCCGCCCCGAGCGCCAAGAAUGUCAAGGUUCUCCCCAACUUGAAACUCCUGAAUGCUUCGUACAACGAAAUCUCCACCGUGUACGUGUCCGACCUCGAGUCAAUGACCAGUCUCCGUGUUCUGGACAUCAGGAACAACUCACUCAAGUGCAACCCGUACCUCAAGACCCUCAUGAAGUGGCUCGGAACCAAGAAGGUAUCGCUGGGAGAUUCCAGCAAGGAACAGCGAACCCAUGCCGAACUGAACGCCUACAUCACCGAUAACUCGGCGCCACUGCUUGAGAUGAGCCAAUUCGUUCAGGAGAUCUGUGGAUCUGGUAAGAACGGCAAGGACUCACCGGUGGUCAUCAAGGACUCUGAACUGGAUGAAGACGAUGACGAAGAUAUCGAAGAAGAUGAAUCCGAAGACGAUGACGAUUACUCGGAUGAACAGAACAACACUAGCAAUAGUGACGUUGUUGAUAGCCGAGACAACGCUAAUGAGCUGUACGAUGAAGAUGACCUGGAGGACGACUCGGAGGAGGAUCGAAUUAUCGAAGUUGCAAAUGGUGUACAAACCAUCGGACAAACCAUUCUUACUGGAAGUGGAAGGGAUGACCCAUUGGAUGAGGAAGUUGUCAUUCUCGACAGGAAUGCCAUGCUUGAAAUUAGCGCCCUCUGGCUGCCGAUCUUCCUCAUCGCUUUGGGCAUUGUGGUGCUCUGUAUGGCAAUCAGCAAGACGUUCGCUUUCAUGAUGCGAAAGCGAGGAGAACGCUACCGCCAAGCGCUACUGGCUUCCAAGAAUUCCAUCGUUUACCAGAAACUGACGGAAGACAUCGUGGCGCCCAAGACACCCAAGGUGCAUCGGUACGCCCCAAUCCAACAAGUCUAAUUUUGAGACUUCAUCCCCUUUCGCAGAAAUGCUUAACAUCAAACGAAAACUCCCCUGGGUGGGAGAGCGCCUUCUUCCAAAAGCUGCUAGAAAAGAUUUCCAGUCCUUCCAAACUGAAACAGUCAACUACUUACAAUUUUUUUGUAUCAGAUUAUGCUAGUAGUAAGGUAUUAAAGUACUUAUAGCAAGAGGAAAAGUGAGUUAAUGUACGCAGCAGUAAUUGUAUUUAUUAAGUUUUUUCUUUUACAUUUCACUUAACAUCAAACAGAAUUACAUUUAACAGAUAUAAUAUCAGAAAGACAGACACUUUUUCAUUACUGAUUGGAUGGACACGCAUAAAGUGUAUAUGUUUUUGUUGAACAUUCCGUUGUAUACUGAUUUGCAGACUAUACCUCUUUGGGUCACAUACUUCCUUUUGUUUCUUCCUUCUUCGCUAAUCCUAUCGUCCUGAGCAAUUAAUAUCUAUAGAUAAAAGGCAUUGCAUAACAACGACUGGAUAAUUCCGGAUAAACAACACUAAAAACAUCAUUGGUGGCCAGAGCAGAAAAUAAAGCUAAUGAUAAUAGUGAUAAUUAAAUAGGCAACAACACAUACUUCCACCAUGUGCCAUCAGAAACUACUACUCAACGUAAACACCACAGCAAUGAAAUUUGGAUGUUAAACAUAAAUCGUACAGUCCCUGACUGAAUAACACGGAACAAAAAUUGAUUAGUUAAAAUGGCCAAAUGUUACGAGCCGUCUUGGCGAGGACCCUGCAUUGCAAAGUUUGUCUGGAAACAAAAAUUUCUGUGUAUUAUUUUUUUUUCUCUUUAAAUUAUUGUGGAACAAUUUUACAAACCGGUAACAAUGUGUCGUUUGUUUUGAUAAAAUAAAACGGUUUUAUCAAACUCAUCAAA
Molecule: messenger RNA, 4578 nt
Organism: Armigeres subalbatus
Lineage: Eukaryota; Metazoa; Arthropoda; Insecta; Diptera; Culicidae
Gene: Gp150
Exons: 10
Coding region: 344-3682 (1112 amino acids)
Molecular function (GO): protein binding
Source: RefSeq, a predicted model, not a curated record